Molecule: messenger RNA, 3299 nt
Organism: Python bivittatus (Burmese python)
Lineage: Eukaryota; Metazoa; Chordata; Lepidosauria; Squamata; Pythonidae
Gene: TNFSF14
Product: TNF superfamily member 14
Biological process (GO): immune response
Cellular component (GO): membrane
Molecular function (GO): tumor necrosis factor receptor binding
Source: RefSeq, a predicted model, not a curated record
UGGGUUCUGCAGUUCCUUCCACACUUCCCCUGAAGGAUAGCAUGAUGGAAGCUGCAACAGGGUACCCCUCUGUUUUUGUUGUGGAUCCAACACUAAGGGAUGCUCCCUUUGUGCCACCUACACGGAGGAGUCGGAAGAAAUGGCAAGCUGGCCAGCUGUUCCUGGGAUUCCUGGUGCUGCUGAUGCUGAGCGGCUUAGCCAUCCAAGCCUAUCUCCUGAUUUGCUUUCGCAAGGAACUGGAUACAGCAAUGGCACAGGGAACAGCCAAUGUGACUGCUGAAAAAAGUAUACAAGCUCCUCCCAAGCAUCCUAUCAAAAGGCCGUCUGCUCACCUGACACUAGGACCCCGCAGCACUGCAAUUAUAGAUGGAGUCCUGAAGUGGGAACAUCAGAACGGGUUUGCCUUUCUGCAUGACAUGGGCUACAAGGGCGGUUCACUGAUCUGCAACAAGUCUGGGCACUACUAUGUCUACUCAAAACUCAACUUGGUAUAUUUAAGCUGUUCAUCCAAACACCAGAGAAGUUCCCUUUUCACCCACAGCAUUUACAAGAGGACAUCUCGGUAUCCCAAGGAGAUAAUGCUGCUGACCAACUACAUUACGUACUGCAACUGGAAGGACAGCGAACAGUGGUACCGCAAUAGCUUUGUUGCCGGGGUGGUGUAUCUAGAGGAGGAGGAGGAAGUGUUCAUCAAAGUAACGGACAGGGAGCUGUUGUUGUACAAGGAUGACACGAUAUCGUAUUUUGGCACCUUCAUGAUCUAAAGGCUUGAAGGCUGUGCGCAGACUUGAUUUUAGUUGAGCAAUGAGAAGGGCCUCUUCCUCUUACAGCACUGGGGUCACCUCUCAAUGUUGCUUCAGCAGUUUUUCAAAUACAGUGAAGAAGAUGCAGGGGCAAGAGGCCUGCUCAUUUUUUUUUUAGGACGAAAAAGUUGUUUGAUAAACUGUUGGAUGGGGCACAAUGACCAAAAUAAAAAGGGUGAGAAUAUAUUUGGGAGGGAGGCAGGGACAUAGGUGAACUUCUAUUUCUUAAAAGAGCUAGUUGACAUUGCUUUGGCUAAGCUGUCCAUUAGUCACCCACGACAGGCAUCCCAAAUGUAUGCCUGUUUUAGGUAACAGCUGCACUUCUUCUGGGGGGGGCUCAUUCUUGUUUUUUCACACAUUAUAAUCUGAAGUGCUGUAAAAUCCGACAAAGUCAGUUUGACUGGGAGUCACGGUGGACGCAGAAAAUGAGAAGACAACUUAUCGCCUCAUAGCCUCUGAAAAGCUGCUGUAUGUACAGGGACUUAGGGCCUUUCCCCACUUGCACCUACCCACAGCAUAAACAUGCCCUGGCAAUCUCUGGGUUCUGCCAUGUCCCCAUGAAGUUGCCUUCAUCUUGUCCCCAGCAGCCCAGCACUGAGGCAGCCUUGGAAUAAUAUUUUCUCCUCUUAUCUUCACCCUCUCCAAGUGCAGCCUCAGGGUGUGUAAACUCUGUUAGGUUUUGUCACCUUGGAGUAAUGUCAGGGGACUAGCUGUGACUGGGAGCAAAAGCAAUAGAGGCAGGACAGGGAUCAGCAAUGAGUAGAGACAAGUUCCAGCAGAAGGGGUUUUUUGCCACUCAAGGAUGUGUGGACAGCACUUCAGCUCAGCAGUAGGGAGAGGCCCUAAACUCAUGAUGAAGAUUUUGAAUUUUUACUCCUGUGUCACUUCAUCCUGCAUGGUCUACCCAGCACAAUCCAGAAUGCCGUUCUAUAGUUACACUGACACAGCAAUUGUUGAACCAAGGAGCUUCCUGUGCUGGAGACUGUUGCUAUCAUUGCAGUGAAAUGUCAAAUGUAAGCUAAGCUUGAAUGACUGGCAGCCUUCUGGCUAUGACAUGGGACCUAUAGUCAGCAAUAAAGUCAUUCCUUUGUGAUCAGCUUUGGAGCCCAGAAAGCUGCCUAUUUAGUACUUGGAUGGACACGGCCACUUUGAGCCCUUAUUUAUUCUCAGAUGCUUCUCCCUCAUCUCCUACCCAAGAACCUUGGAAAGGAUUAUAUUAGCCAUUCUCUUCUAUGAGUGCCUAGCUGUUUUUCCUUCUGCACAGCUCCUGCAUUAACAUAGAAAUGUAGAUAGAAUUAUAUUGGACCACGUGAUGACGUCACAAAUGCCCAAAUAGGCCAGCAUUUCCUGGAUUAGUCACCCAAUCAGGAAUUAUGUACUAAACAGGCAACUUCUCCCAAACCAUGUGACCAAUCAGAUUUGGUUACAUGAUCUCCCUUAAGAAAAAGAGGACUAUCUAAAUGAAAGAGAAGCAUUCAAACGGGGAGGUGUGAUAUUCCUGGAAAGAUGUGUCGAUAGCUGCCUUAAUGAUGAAGAUACAACUAAAAGUAAAACAUCUCUAACCAAAAUGAUCUAUUUUCUCUUGUGCUCAGAGAAUUCAUUCAGCCCUUCAUUAAAUGAGAAGGAAAUGGAUUAAUUACCAGUCCUGAUAUUGAAUGGGAUCAUUAUACAUUGGUGGAAACCAGUGCCACAGAGAAGGGCUCUAAACAAUUGUAAUGGAGCAGCUAUGUAUGUGAUAAAUCAAAAGAAAAUCCCAAAGAUUAGUGUGUUAUUAUUCAAAUAUAUUGUUUGUGGGACUGCUCUUAAAAAGGAUUUGAAAACUGUAGCUAUGAUAAAAUAUGGCAGCCAGUGAUAUAUUCACGCCACACUGCAUCUUGUUUAAGUUACACUGGUUUCCAGAUUAUUUCCCAACACAUUUUAAAGUUCUUGGAUCACCUUUAAAGUUUUCAUCAGUUAGAUCAGUGUUUCUCAGCCUGGCUGGCUGGGGAAUUCUGAGAGUUGAAGUCCACAUAUCUUCAAGUUGCCAAGGUUGAAAAACACUGGUUUAGAUGGAGGCCUUGCUCUUCGCCCCUCGGCCCAUAGGCUAGCAGGCAGCAGGAGGGUCAAAAAAGUCAGAACAGUGCCCGCAACUGCGAAUUGACAUCCCAACCUUUUUUUUAAUCUGUGUUGCACAUAAAAUGGGUCAGGACUUUGACCAUGCAAUUGCAGCACAAUCUUUUUUUUUUUAACCUCUUCCGCAGACACUCAAAAUAAUCUCACUAGCAGAACCAAGCCCUGGAAUGUUUAGUUGGCUUGCCCUCUUUCAGUCUCAAGGGGCUGAUCAAAGCCUCUUAUUUUGCCAGGCUUUUUGGAAAGUUAGCUUGGUAUCCUGCUGCUAUAGUUGGUUGACUAAUACUCUGUUCGUCCCUGUUCUUUUGCGUUUGAUUGUGGCAUUGCUAUGAUUUGAUUCUUUAGGCUUUUCAUCUAUAUAAUAAGUGGCCUUGUUUCUUGUUUUUG